AGAAAGGAAGGAAGGUGAUAUUCAUUCGCAAUAUUCUCUCUCUCUCUCUCUCUCUCUCUCUCUCUCUCCAUUUUCAACACAAAAAUUCAGAGAGUAAUGGACGAACAUGACGCUGAUUGCAAUUUCAAUCACUGAUCAUCAAACAGAGGAUGUCACAACAAGCUGCUCAAGUCUCUUAUUGGAGGUUAAGGAUGGACAGAAUCGUAAAAAUGGAGACUCUAGCACUUUUAUGGAGUGUGUGUUUGGUAUCAUGGUGGGUUUUCUGAAAUCACGGUGAUUUUGCAAAAUCAUGAUGGGCCAUCGUGAAUUUAACAAACCCACCGUGAUACCAAACAUGCACAUUAGGGGGCAUGAAGAAAUAACGAAAAUUUUCUUGUCAAUCUAUUCUGCAUAGAGCAUCACUCAGGAUGCUGAAUUUAUCUGACUUGACAUGGGAUGGUGUUCUUACCUUUCAUGCGUAUUUUUGAAAAAUCAUGGCAUAUUUUUAUCUUUUACUCUAUAAUUUUGUAUGUAUUAAUUGUGUUUUGAGAUUUUGGUGUCCACUGCAGCUGUGGCUCUUGUGGAUACCCUCUGAACUUGACAUCUUCAAAUCGAAUCACAUCUAACAUUGCAUCUGAAUACCAAAAGUCUGUUAAGAAAGGGUCAAUCUCCUUUUCUUCCGUUGAUCUGAGCCGUUUUACACAGGUUGAUGAAAUAAACUGUCUUCCACUCGCAUGGUUGUAUCCUUCAAAGACUAAACUGCUUUGCCGUAAAUGUGGAGUUCAUAUUGGUUAUGGUUAUGGCGGAGAAUCGCACACGCUUUGUGGAUGUGAGCCUUCCAUUUCACCUGGCUCUCUGACAAAAUUCACCGUAAAGAUUCGCUCAUUACAACCUUCUUCAGAAGAGUCUUGAAAAGGUUGACAUGGAAGAUCUUUCAAAAAUUGGUGCUAGCUCCAUCAUGCACCUACCGGAUGACUGCCUUACUAUUAUUUUCCGUGCUUUGGAUUGUCCUACUGAUCGUGAAUCAUUUGGCUUGACUUGCCGCCGAUGGCUCCAUAUUCAAAAUUUCAACCGUCGAUCACUGCAAUUUGUGUGUUCGUUCAAUAUACUACAUCCUUCAUCUUUCUUGACAAAAAGUCUUGAUGUUCAAACAGUCCAUCUCCAUAGGUUGCUGAGGCGCUUUCAACAUUUAGAGUCUUUAUCUCUAUGUGGUUGCGCGGAGCUCAAUGAUUCAGGAUUAACCCGUUUGAUAAGCUACGGUUCAAAUUUACAAAAUCUUAAUCUGGAUUGUUGUUUUAAAGUCACUAACUACGGGUUAUCCCUGGUUGCAUCUGGUUGUCACUUAUUGACAACAAUUAGUCUCUAUCGGUGUCUUGGCAUUACUGAUGAAGGAUUAGAUACUUUAGCCACUGCUUGCCUAUCUCUGAAAUAUGUAAACCUCUCAUACUGCUCAAAAAUAUCCGACAAAGGGUUGAAAGCUCUUACUCAGCGGUGUCGCCAGCUUCAGGCCGUUAACAUAUCACACUGUGAGAGUAUAAGCGGCGUUGGCUUCAAAGGGUGUUCAAAAUCUCUCACCUAUGUAGAGGCCGAGUCUUGUAAGCUUAACCUGGAAGGGGUGACAGGAAUUAUUAGUGGUGGUGGUAUAGAGUAUCUAGACGUAUCUUGUUUAAGUUGGUCUCCUUUAGGAGAUCCCUUACAUGGAAUAAGUUUUUCCUCAAGCCUCAAAAUCCUCAACUUUCGAAUGUGCAGAACUGUUGCCAAUAGUUCUAUUAUUGCAAUAGCCAUGGGAUGUAAACUACUCGAAGAAUGGAACUUAGCAUUAUGUCAUGAGGUGAGGAUAUCUGGAUGGCAAGCAGUGGGGUAUUAUUGCCAGAAUUUGAAGAAACUGCAUGUUAAUCGAUGCCGCAAUCUCAAUGAUAAUGGCUUACAGGCAUUACGAGACGGUUGCAAAAGUCUCUCCAUUUUGUACAUGAAUGGUUGUGUUCACGUCACGCCUUUUGCAUUAGAGGUAUUCAAGUCUCACAGAGCCAAUGUUUGCAUAAAGGAAGUAGAGGUAAUGUGCAUAAGUCCUUACUUCCCAUUCAGAUGAUACUCUCUCUAGAGGAAGGUUUGCAUACAGCUGAGUGUUUAUGAUCAGUUGUUUGAAGAGAUCUUGAUUUGUAUAAAAUGUACUUUUAAACUUGUGGUUGCUUCUAUAUGUUAUACAUUAUUAUGUAGAUGCUACCAUCUAUAUAUAGAUUAUCACAUGUCAUAAUAAUUCUGGUAUUGGAUGGAGGUUGAGGUACAUUAGUAUUGUUAUUUGUACUCCUCACUGGAAUAAUACAUACUGUAAUUUUAAGAACAA
Trifolium pratense (red clover) is the source of this 2323-nucleotide messenger RNA. Its product is annotated as F-box/LRR-repeat protein 12. The transcript has 2 exons. The record is from RefSeq and is a predicted model, not a curated record. Gene Ontology annotation, biological process: SCF-dependent proteasomal ubiquitin-dependent protein catabolic process. Bases 902 to 2068 code for a protein of 388 amino acids. Gene Ontology annotation, molecular function: protein binding. Gene Ontology annotation, cellular component: SCF ubiquitin ligase complex. NCBI's taxonomy places the organism in Eukaryota, Viridiplantae, Streptophyta, Magnoliopsida, Fabales, Fabaceae.